AUGCUAUCGGAUUACUGGUACGCCUUUCAACAAGAGUUGUUCCCGAGGCUGGAGAGCGAGCUUGGCCCGAUGGGCGAGCGCUACGAGCUGUUCGUCGCGGUUCUGGAACUGGUGCGGGUCGAGGCUCUUCUGCCCUACUUCCGCGGCCAGGUAGGGCGUCCGGAGGAGGACCGCGCGGCGCUGGCGCGCGCCUUCAUAGCCAAGGCGGUGUUCGACAUUCCGACGACGCGCGGCCUGAUCGAGCGUCUUGAGGUUGACGGCAGGCUAUGGCGGCUGUGCGGCUGGAGCGGUGCCGGCCGGCUUCCGAGCGAGGCGACGUUUUCGCGGGCCUUUUCCGAGUUUGCCGAGAGCGGUCUGGCCAGCCGUCUGCAUGAGACGCUGAUUGCGCGGACGAUGGAUGGCCAUCUUGUCGAGCACAUCUCGCGGGAUGCGACGGCGAUCGAGGCGCGGGAGAAGGCGGCGCCGAAGCCGAAGGCAGCGAAGCCGAAGCGGCGCAAGCGGGGGCGGCCACGCAAGGGAGAGGCGCGGGCGAAGGAGCCGAGCCGGCUGGAACGGCAACUGACGAUGAGCCUUCCGCAGAUGCUGGCGGACCUGCCGAGGGCCUGCGAUGUCGGCACCAAGCGCAACGCCAAGGGCCAUACCACCUCCUGGAUCGUCUAUGGACGCCCCCGGUGA
This is a messenger RNA of Geodia barretti, 675 nucleotides long. Lineage: Eukaryota; Metazoa; Porifera; Demospongiae; Tetractinellida; Geodiidae. The record is from the annotation of a GenBank genome assembly.